UCCGCCCCGACGCCGAUGAUGACGGAAGCACGCCGCGGGUGACCUCACCCUCCAACAUGGCGGCGGCGGUAGAUUAGGGCCGCGGGUCGAAGCAGCCACCGCCGCUGGGGGACCCUGUCAGAAGCAACUGCCGCCGCCGCCGCCGCCUCUUUCAUCUCUUCUGGGGCAGGGGCCAGGGCCAGAGUAGGAAGAAUUUAUUGAGAUAAAGGAAGCGUCUGUUUAAGAGGGACAGAAGAGGGCCUGGAAAGUGGGUUUCCCACCAACUCUGCUUCUCAAGGGUGUUUACUGAGUAAAGCCAUGAGGUCUGACACAUCUAUAAGUAGACCUCUGGGAAACUCUGCCAGUCAAGUCAAUGGCGUCUUCUACUACAGUGCCUCUAGGAUUUCACUAUGAAACCAAGUAUGUGGUUCUCAGCUACUUGGGACUCCUUUCUCAGGAGAAGCUGCAAGAGCAACAGUUUCCCUUAUCUCAAGGGGUUCAACUAGGUACAGCUUCACAAUCUCUGGACCCAGAAGUUGUAUUAAAAGUUAAAUCUGAAAUUGAAGAAGAGCUAAAAUCCCUGGACAAGGAAAUUUCCGAAGCCUUUACCAGCACAGGCUUUGAUCGUCACACUUCUCCUGUGUUCAGCCCUGCUAACCCAGAAAGCACAAUAGAAGAUUGCUUGGCCCAUCUUGGAGAAAGAGUGUCCCAAGACCUGAAAGAGCCUCUGCAUAAAGCAUUACAAAUGCUCCUCAGCCAGCCAGUGACAUAUCAGGCAUAUCGAGAAUGUGUCCUGGAGACUGCAGUUCAUGCCAGCGGCUGGAAUAAGAUAUUGGUGGCUUUGAUUUUGCUACAACGAAUGCUUUUAGAACUGACAAGACGCGGUGAAGAGCCUUUGAUUGUACUGCUGCAGUUUGGCGUGACAUACCUGGAGGACCAUGCAGCAGAGUACAUCAUUCAGCAAGGUGGCUGGGGCACUGUAUUCAGUCUCGAGUCCGAGGAGGAGGAGUACCCUGGCAUCACUGCAGAAGACAGCAAUGACAUUUACAUCCUGCCAAGUGACAACUCUGGACAAGUCAGCCCCCCAGAGUCUCCAACUGUGACGACCUCUUGGCAGUCAGAGAGCCUGCCUGUGUCACUGUCAGCAAGCCAGAGCUGGCAUACAGAAAGCCUCCCGGUGUCUCUUGGCCCUGAGUCCUGGCAGCAGAUUGCAAUGGAUCCUGAAGAAGUCAAAAGCUUGGAUAGCAAUGGAGCUGGAGAGAAGAGUGAGAACAACUCCUCCAACUCUGAUAUUGUGCAUGUGGAGAAGGAAGAGAUUCCUGAGGGUGCAGAGGAGGUGGCUGGGGCUGCCACCGCCUUGCCAGCCAGGGAGCCACAAGAGGCACUGCCUGGAGCCCCUGCUCCCCUGCUUCCACACAUCACUGCCACUUCGCUGCAGACAAAGGAACCUGGCACGGAAGUGAUCUCGGGUGAGGAACCCAGUCCUGCUUCUUCUCUGUUCGUAGAACUUAGUGAAGAAGAGGUGAGAGCAGCAACCGUGGAGCCUCAUGAAGCAGAUGAGGGGGUGCCCCCUGCACUGCUGAGAGAAAAGGAGGCCCCCGUGAGGAAGGAGAGGCUCAGUGAGGAGCCUCCCUCUGCCCAGGAGGUGCAGGCCUUCCCUGCACCUGAGGGCAAGUCCAUAUUGCUGUUUGGAGGGGCCGCCGCUGUGGCCCUUCUGGCAGUGGCAGUUGGGGUCGCACUGGCUCUGAGAAGAAAGUAGUGGCUUUUUCAGAAGAGAAGGAAGAUGAAAAGGGUCUAAGGUUUUAGUUGUAUUAGCUGGGAGUAGAACUGCCAGCAGCUGAUUGGACAUUUAUGGACACUCUGAGCGAACUGGGGAGGUCUGCUCAGCAGCAGGGCCGGAGGUAGAUGGAGCGCAGCCCCAUCUACCUGAUUGUCAAUUCCAGUGGCGUGGCUCGUGCUGGACGCAGAAUCAUGACUAAAGUACUCUCUCUAGGACAGGAUUUCACGACAUUUCCAUGAUCCUGUUAAGCCUCUGUGCACUGGAGGAGGUUAGCAACAGCCCUGGCCUCUGUCUGCUAGAUGCAGGUAGCACCCCACUCCAUGUGAGGAAACCAAAAAUGUCUCAGACAUUGCCAAAUGUCCCCUGUGGGCAAAAUCAUCCCCUGUGGAGGUCCACUGCUUCAGAUGGAGAGAGUUACCUUAGGAAGACCCAGUAGAGAUCUCCAGGCUGAGCUGGGGAGUUUCAUCUGCCCUGACGAACAGCCCGCGUCCCUCAGUUGCUCCUCUUCCACCUCCUCUUCCCUUCACCAUCCCUGAGGUGAGGGUGAAGGUGAGGGUGCUGUCCUGCCCCUGUGUCGCACUGUCUCUCAGGUUCUACACUGCUGUUCUGCCCACAGCCCCCUCCAGGCCUGUCCCACACCCCUACCGUACCCGAUGAGCCCAAGGCCUCCUGCAGCUCCACUUUGCAGAGAUGCUGCCUUUAGGAAGCUUGAAAAAAUGAAAUACGUAGAUAAGAACAAAAAUGAGACCUAACCUGCAAGUUACUGGCUGUGAGACAGAGGCAAGCGGGGGACCCAACUGACCUGCUGGGCCUCCUCGAGCCCUUUUUGUCCUGGUCACCCCACUGGCCUCCAGAGACUUGCCAGCUGCUCCAGGGUCAUGCACUGCUGUAUAACCCUGGGUUAGUAUACUUUUCCCAGCAUCUGGCCUGUCCUAAGACUGGUCAUCUAGUUCGUGGGUCUCUUACAGUGUGGUGAGGAUUUUGUCCUCAGACUUACAGAGUGAAUUGGGUCGUAACUUAUUAACUGUGUUAUCAUUGAGAUAAAAUGAUAAAUAUUUUAUCAGUUAAUCCCAAAUAUCACUGAAAUUUAAAGUGAGAAUAAAAAGCUUGAACUCCCAAGUGUGAAGCUAUGGUGAGGUUCCAGUUUGAACUUCACUGUACAGGAGCGGAGGCCUCUUCCCUGUGCUCUUCACAGCUCAGGUGCCAGGGCAAGAAGCUGGGUGCCCAAGCCACUGCGCUGGCCAAAAGGCAGCGGCUUGAGUUGCCUCACCAGGCUGCCCCAUCCCUCCUCGAGGGGUGGAGCUGUGUCCUUUCAGGCCUGAGGGCUACAGUUAUUUUGCAGGGCCCACAGCUGGAUAAGAAGUCAUCUCAGAUUUAUCUUAGUAGUUGUUAACAAAUUACUUUUUAGAUCCUGAAGUUUAUAAUAAAAAUACUUUACCUACCCUGAUCACUAA
Cavia porcellus (domestic guinea pig) is the source of this 3213-nucleotide messenger RNA. RefSeq names its product BCL2 like 13 (gene Bcl2l13). Gene Ontology annotation, biological process: apoptotic process; regulation of apoptotic process. NCBI's taxonomy places the organism in Eukaryota, Metazoa, Chordata, Mammalia, Rodentia, Caviidae. Gene Ontology annotation, cellular component: membrane; mitochondrion. The transcript is spliced from 8 exons. The record is from RefSeq and is a predicted model, not a curated record. The coding region runs from base 353 to 1738 and encodes 461 amino acids.